Drosophila hydei is the source of this 1018-nucleotide messenger RNA. Its product is annotated as apolipoprotein D. The transcript is spliced from 6 exons. Gene Ontology annotation, molecular function: pigment binding. Lineage: Eukaryota; Metazoa; Arthropoda; Insecta; Diptera; Drosophilidae. The record is from RefSeq and is a predicted model, not a curated record. The coding region runs from base 148 to 816 and encodes 222 amino acids.
AAUGAUGCACUGCAGCCGCAUGAAUUUUUAGUGCUCAACGAACGAGCUAACAGAGAAUACAACGAGCCAUACUAUUCCAACCCGUUCUCGUAUAUAUAUAUAUAUACUCUAUUAAAUAGUCUAAUUAAACAAGUGCUUCCAGUUAUAAUGCAUAAAUCUAUCAGUGCCUCAGCUUGCCUGCUCGCCUUUGUGGCCAUCAAUGGACUCAUGGUGGCAGCACAGGUACCCUUCCCUGGCCAGUGUCCUGAGGUUAAGAUACCUGACGAGUUCGACUUGGAAGCGUACAUGGGCGUCUGGUACGAGCACUCGAAGUAUCCGUUUCUCUUUGAAAUUGGCAAGAAAUGUAUUUACGCACGCUACGAGAUCGCCGACAACAGCACAGUGUCUGUUAUGAAUGCAGCUAUCAAUCGAUUAACUGGCAACCCAUCGAAUGUAACAGGCACAGCCAAGGUCAUUGCACCAGGUCAGCUGGCUGUGGUCUUCUCUAAAAAUCAGCAAGCGAAUAGAGCGAACUAUCAGGUGCUAGGCACCGAUUAUGAAUCGUACGCAGUUGUCUAUAGCUGCAGCAGUCUGACUCCGUUGGCCCAUUUAAAAAUCGUCUGGAUAUUGACGCGCCAGCGCGAGGCCACCAAGGAGACUAUCGAGACAGCCUACAAGGUACUGGAUGAUAAUAAGAUCAGCCGAGCGGUGCUAAUCAAGACCAACCAAAAGAACUGCCCCCAGCUGGCGGGCAACGGCACAGACGUAGCCAUGACCCAGCUGCUAGACGAAGACUUUGUCAGCAAUGAGCUGCCAAAGGCUAUUGAGGCAGCAUGAGAAUGGCUAAGACGCUUCAAUGAGCGUCUCUUCGAUAUAUUCAUGAACUUCUUAAAUGACUAAACAGCUUAACAGUGUCUAUAUAGUAUAUUCCUAACGUAUACUCAGACUACUAUAUAUGCAUGCUUGCACAGAAUGUAAAAUUAUUAAUAAUAUUAAUUACUGAACUCUUUGAUUAGCAGAGCCUUUACGAAUGUUCAUA